Alternaria arborescens is the source of this 3231-nucleotide messenger RNA. RefSeq lists its product as hypothetical. Gene Ontology annotation, biological process: carbohydrate metabolic process. The transcript is spliced from 12 exons. Lineage: Eukaryota; Fungi; Ascomycota; Dothideomycetes; Pleosporales; Pleosporaceae. The record is from RefSeq and is a predicted model, not a curated record. Gene Ontology annotation, molecular function: chitin binding. Bases 1 to 3231 code for a protein of 1076 amino acids.
AUGAUAAAUGCCCACUCAACGUUUGCUGUUCCAAGUAUGUUCGGCUUUUGUGGCACCACCAAAAAUUUCUGUGGCGACAAAGAGGUCGAACGACCAUCUUGCAGCUCCAGCAAAGGCAUAGACAAAGUUAUUGGCUACUAUGAGUCAUGGAGUCUGACAGAGAGGUCCUGCAACGGCCUUCUUCCAGAAGAGAUUCCUUAUGGCCUCUAUACGCACAUCAAUUUCGCGUUCGCAACUAUCAACCCAAAAACCUUCGAGGUCGAAGCAACAGACUCGGGUGCCGAGGAUCUAAUGAAGCGAAUUGGGACUUUGAAGAUCCUUCAACCUAAUCUCAAGAUCUGGAUUGCCAUUGGUGGUUGGACCUUCAGCGACGCGGAUCAACCUACCGCAAAGACGUUCUCUAUUCUGGCGGCUUCGAAGCCCCGUCAGCAGGCAUUUGCAAAGUCGCUCCUCUCCAUGAUGAAUACAUAUGGCUUCGACGGUGUUGAUAUUGAUUGGGUGAUAAGUCACAAGGAAUUGCAUUCCGCUGCUCUUCGUUCUCGAGCGGUACAGCAUUGUGGUAUCAUGAAGGAUUGUCUAACUAUUGAUGCUAGGGAAUACCCAGUUGCAGAAGACCGCAACGGAAACACUUACGAUUACUUGAGUUUCACCGCCUGGAUGGACUCACUCAAAACUAGCUUGGGCAAUAAAGGCUUGAGUCUGACCUUGCCUGCAAGUUAUUGGUAUCUGCAGCAUUUUGACAUCACGCACCUGGAGAAACAUGUGGACUGGUUCAAUAUCAUGCUUUACGACUUACACGGAGCAUGGGAUAUCGGUAACAAGCACACCGGGCCUUUCGUCGACGCUCAUACAAACAUGACUGAGAUCAAUGGAGCGCUUGACCUCCUCUGGCGAAACGACAUUAAUCCGAACAAAGUAGUUUACGGCAUGGGCUUCUAUGGACGUAGCUUCACUCUCACUGAUCCCUCAUGCUCGUCACCAGGAUGCACGGUAGCAUCUGGAGGCAAUGCAGGAAAGUGCUCAAACACUGUCGGUGUGCUUCUCAACCCCGAGAUUCAGGACAUCAUCAAGAAAAAUAACCUGAAACCCAAGCUACAUGAGAAGGAAGCUGUCAAAACCGUUAACUGGGGAUCCCAGUGGGUGUCUUUUGAUGACGCAGAGACAUGGAAAUUGAAGGGUAAUUCGCUGAAGAAACAAUGCAUAACCAAUAUCAUGGUAUGGGCAGUAUCUCACGACGACAAGAAUGGUACCCAUGCCAGGGCGUUGCUCAAAGGGAUGGGUAAGGAGGUCGCAGACCUGCCUAAGAUUGAGGCCCAGCCCGCGGCCACAGAACCCCCUAAACCGAUCUCUCUUUGCCGAUGGGCCGAAGUUGGUACAAUCGAAACCGCGUGUAAUUUUGGCUAUCAGAGCGCAUGCUGCACUGAGACUGGAUCAACACACGCCUACGCACAAUGCAAAUGGGUGGGUGGCGACGCCAUAUGCUCGAAGGCAGGAGGCCAUGCAGAUUGUCCCUCGGACUACCCGACCUUCAUCGUCGCUUCAAGUAAUGCUGCAGGCGGUCAGCCCACGUGCGAUACAGGAGCACGAAGCUACUGUUGCAAGGGAUCUGAGGCACCAGCAGCAUUUACUGACUGCAAGUGGUACACUCAAGCUACAGGACGAGUGAAGGGAAAUAAGAAGUGCGAGACCUCGUGCCCCAAAGACACUGUGCGUCUCUCAAUGCAACAUCUGUCCGAAUGCGAAAACGGUGGCGGAUUGGAUUGGGGUGCGUAUUGUUGUAAGGGCGAGCCACCCAAGAAACUGGAGCCAAGAGAGCCUACAACUGGCAACAACCAAUAUACAGAUUUCGUCGCUCUGGUGAAGGCUUACAUGAAAGACCCAACAUGUCCCAACACCAGCGGGCACUUGGACUACUUUCACGGUGACCCUGCGUUGAAGCGCUCCUUGACCUCCCGACAGGAGUGCUCCGCCAACAACAACUUCCUCCGUCUUGCUCAAUGGAUGUCGUCCCUCAUCGUCAACCCUGUCAUUGCCAUGAAUUCCCCCGCCAUCAUCAAUGCAUGGGACACAUUAGUAGCGAACGUUAUUGACUCUGGACUCCUCUACCUGAGCUUGCUCAGACAACGCGAGCUCACGAAUUGGGAUCCGACUGCUAUGAUGACCGAUGUCCUUUUGGACGCACAGUCUGCUGGCGCUGGUAUGAGAGAGUAUCAAGCUGCGGCUCCCCUGGUCUGUGAGAUUGAAGGAGGCGCAACUCGCAAGCGGGAUCUAUCAGGUACCGAGUUGCUUUCAUCUUUGGACAAUGAAACUGCGAUGAUCGAUCGCCGGCACGUCACUCCCUUCUAUGGGGCGACAACUGCAAGGAUGCCCAACACUCGCCUUAUUUUGCAGGGCAUUGAAGAUGGGCACCUUACCUUGCAUUAUGCACGAUACCAGUACAUGGGGGGCCGAAACACGCAAGGCCAUCCUCCUGGUCCAAUCCUCGAGCUCGCCUAUUGGGUUGGCCGUAAUCCUGGCGUUGCUCCAACGCAGGCAGAAGAGACUAGUGACAAUCUCGACCGAUACCGCGAUUCAGGCACGCCAGGUACUGACCGAUGGGUCAUGUUCCAUAUCCACUUUGAUCCGACUAACCCGAAUUUAUGGUUGCAAGACCGCAAUACUGGAGAGGUCUACAUCGGAACACCAAGUAUUCGCAUCUACCAUGGUCAGACUACAAAUCAUCGGAGUGGUGGCCAUCCUAGGGCACUACGCGUCGAUAAUUCAGCUGGGGAUCGAAACAUUCCUGGACAGGUUAAUACUCGAUCAGCUUUGAUAACUUGUCCACCAGGCCAACUUUUCUAUAUUGGCUACGGCGUGCCAAAUAAUCACGCAAUUCACACAGGACCAAGGCCCCCCACGCAGUUGACACCCGUGCCUUACGCCCCAGCUCAACCUGCCAACCCACCUGCUGGUGCGCAGCUCCCGUUCGGCAACGCACUACAACGAUUUGGUGAGCGACUACGGCGUGAAGGUCUCGUCGACGCUCAGCAAUAUGGUGGACUCUCCUACCUCUUCAACCCCGCGGGAUACCAGGCACCUCCAGCAAACGGAGGUAACCCACAAUUCGACAUCAAUGCAGGCGCUCCUACACUGAUCGGUACGAACAACUAUCAAGCUGGAGGUCCAUACUACGAUAAUUGGGUUCCAGACGGCCAAGGCGGAUACAUCAUGAAUCCUUACGUACCACCUUAG